Lactuca virosa is the source of this 1769-nucleotide messenger RNA. The record is from the annotation of a GenBank genome assembly. Lineage: Eukaryota; Viridiplantae; Streptophyta; Magnoliopsida; Asterales; Asteraceae.
AAUGUCUUUAUUAAUUGCGUGUCCUUAAUUUUUGCGUUCAUCGGCUUCUUCUUCUCCGCAUCUGCCGCCGCCAUGACGUACUCUGAGGCUUAUUCUUCUUCACCGUUUUGCUUAUUCCUCAACCGCCUCAUCACCGCAAUCUCCGGUGACACCGCCUCUACCACAGCCUCCGUCGGUUGGUUGGUACUUACAUAUAUAUGGUUUCCGGAUUCCUUUCGUGGAAAACAUGUAUCGGAGGAUCACUUGUAGAGAGAAACCGGAAGAAAUUGGAAUGUUUGUCGCUGAUAGUAAGUUAAAGAUCGAAAGAAGCGGUGUAUUACAGAUUUCUGAUUCUUUAACUACUUAUAGCAUCAACACGUUUCAGCUUCCUAUUCCUCAGAUUGUAAACAUUGGAGUGUCACUACCUUCCUUAAGUCCUUUUCCUUUCUAUCAGGAUGUUUAUGAAUGGGAAAUUCUUUCCUUGAAUUUCAGCUUACCAAUUGAGAACACAGACAAUUCUACUGAGGAUUUAUAAAGCUACUAUUUUCUUGCUUUAGGGGGAAAUGAUAAAAUGAUACAUCUUUCUGAUGUAAACAGGUAUGUUUUGAUUUUUGAAGGAUUUUCAAGACAAAGUGAUAGGGAGUAGGUUGAAGCCCAAGUUGAGGCUGAUUUCAAGUCAGCAACCGUGUUGAUUUUAAUAUGUAGGAGCAAUGAUGGCUUGCAAUUAUACAGCAGGAUACAGCUACUUGAUUUUCAUCUUUUUGUGAUUGCAAUUUAUCGUUAUAUUAAAGGUUAAUAGUGUGUGCUCAUCAUGUGUUUGAUGAAAUGUGUCAAAGAAUGUUGGAUGUAUAUUGUGUUGUUUUUUUUGAAUUUUUUUGGUUAAUUGAUGUCCGGUUAUGAAUUCUAAUGUAAUCACCAGGUUGAAGUGGUUAGUAAGGUGAUAGAGGUAGAGGUUGGUAUUUUAUGGAUAUUGCAAGUUAUUAGUCAUGAGAAUCAGAAGCAUGCAUUACGUUCAUGUAAACAAUAACGUUAGAUGGCGAAGAUGGUUAUGGACUUGUCCAAGAUUGGGAUGCUCUGAAAUUUUGUUCAUUCAUGCCUCAUGAUUUUUUGAAUAUGCUAACAACAAAAGAAAAAAAAAUUCCGACACGGUAUGGCAUGAAGAGUUUCGUAUAAAGAGUUAUGCAAAUGAAGGCUUCAAGGUUUGAAAUCAGCAAACACUAAGAUUUAUACAGGUGGGAGGAUGAAACUUUAAGGAGAUACUCUGCCACAUGCAUGUAGUGGGUAUCGGGUAAGAAACACUUUGAUGGUAAAAUAAAAACCUUCUUCAUUUUGUAUGUUACAAUAGUCAUUUUUAAAUCAGCGUGCCUGUUUUGAUUGAUCGUCAUUGAUAUCUAUUAGUCUUUAUAAGGGAAAAGGUAGAUGGUUUGAUUUUUUUACCCAGUUUAAAAAACAUGAAAGAUGAAGGCUUCCAUGUCCGUAUGAAGUGCGAUGGCUGCAAAUGAAAUUGUUCAGGUAAAAACAAUCACAUUUUUAUCUAUUUAUUGUCAUCAUCUAAUCAUGGAAAAUUCAUUGACCCAAACCCGAUCAGUUUAACUAUAAUGUCAUGACCAGUUCGUAUCAUAAAGGAAAGAAGGAUUGUAAGUUUUUUUCUUGGAUUGACCCAUUUUCCACUGCAAAGCUGAUUCACGGAUUGUGAAAAAGACGAAACCAUUUACUUCAAAAGAAAAUUUUUGGGGUACAAAAAAGACAAACCGACUUCGAAUUUCAUAUAUUACAAAUGAAAACACCGG